Molecule: messenger RNA, 1980 nt
Organism: Orbicella faveolata
Lineage: Eukaryota; Metazoa; Cnidaria; Anthozoa; Scleractinia; Merulinidae
Product: NAD-dependent protein deacetylase Sirt6-like
Biological process (GO): negative regulation of transcription by RNA polymerase II
Cellular component (GO): nucleus
Molecular function (GO): NAD+ binding; histone deacetylase activity, NAD-dependent; transcription corepressor activity
Source: RefSeq, a predicted model, not a curated record
UCCCGGGUCUAAAUUUUCGGAGGGAAUUCGAUCCAGUCCUUCCCUUCCGCUCGGACAGUGGUUGAUGAGAAAGUGCAAAAUCGUCACUUCAGUCUGUGUACAUUUAUAUUUUAAGAGAAAGCCUAGCAACGAAACUUUCGUUUGCAGCAAAUUUUCCAAGGAGAAUAGUUUCACCACUAGUUGUGUAAAAAAUGGCAACAAAUUCUACUCCAAAGAAAGCAUCCUCAGGAUCACGUGUAGAAUCAAUGUUUAUAAAAGCCCAAAAGAACCAGAAAGCUCUUCAGGAUGACUACAAAAAUGUACCAGUUGUUAAGGAUAAGAUUCCAGUUAAGAAAGAUGCUAAACAUGACACAAAGUCCAAAGCCAUACCACCCGCGGCAAGCUCCAAGCCACCGUGUGAGGCCGCUGUCUCCAAAAAACCAAAGCCAAGAGCUGGCAACUCGAUCAGCUCUGAAUUUGAAAAGAAAGAGUAUUUUGAUACAAAAGAAGUUCUGGAAGAUAAAAUUAAUACACUCGCAGAGUGGAUUAAGCAAAGUCGCUACUGCAUAUCAUUUACUGGUGCCGGAAUCAGCACCAGUUGUGGCAUAGCAGAUUUCAGAAGCGGACUGAAUACUGUUCUUGCCACAGGACCGGGAAUAUGGGAACGUAAAGCCCAAGGAAAACAUCUGCCAUCGCAAGAGAAAAAAGUGCAAACAAUCCUCAAAGCAAUACCUUCGCCUUCUCAUAUGGCCCUUGUUAAGCUCCAACAGGAAGGCUUGGUGAAGUUUGUAGUGAGCCAAAACACAGAUGGAUUACACAGAAGGUCAGGGCUUGAUCCCAGUUUUCUUGCUGAACUCCAUGGCAACACUAACAUGGAGCGGUGCCUAAAGUGUGGCUCAAGGUACAUGAGGGAUUAUAGAACCCGAACCGCUAAGAAAGUUCACGACCAUUUAACUGGGCGCUCUUGUGACAACCCAAAAUGUGGAGGGCCUCUGGUGGACUCUAUAAUCAACUUUAAGGAAGAUCUGCCAGAGGAUGAGCUGGAGAAUGGGUUCCGUCAUGCCAAGUUGGCAGACCUGUGCAUUGUGUUGGGGUCAAGCCUUAGGGUUUACCCUGCUGCUGACAUCCCAGGUGAGAUGAUUGAAAGGGGGUCAAGGGUUGUGAUUGUAAAUCUACAAAAGACCCCAUUGAACAAGAAAUGUUCCAUGGAGGUGCAUUCCACCAUUGAUGACCUUGUACUGGGAGUAAUGAAGAGACUGGGGCUUGAAGUGCCAUCUUUCAAGCUGAAACGCUGCUUUGCAGUGGAUGCCACAACUGAUUUCCUGACAAUUCAGGGACUGGAUCCAUCCACAAAGAGUCCUUACUCCUUCCUUAAAAGUAUCAGCAUCAAGUUGCCAACUCUUGAAUCAGAUUUCCAGAUCAACAAGGAGCCCUUCUUUGUCAAGUUUCCUCGCCAUGUUUCCCUAUCAAAAGAGGUCCCUCUGCCAGUCAGCCUCACCCUCACCUUUCAGGGCCAUUAUGGUGAACCAGAGUUAGCAAUCAGUCACACCAUCAGCAGUGUUGGGCGCACCAUCUUUAUGCUUGAAUUUGAUGUAGCAUCAGCUGAAUGGCAUGUCCAUAAGCCAGAAGAGUUAAGUGGUUGAGCAGAGGUAUUGGAUUAUGAUCAUGUUAAAUGGAACAAUGUAGUUUUUAGCAAACUGUUCUGAUAAAUAUCAUAUAAUGCUGGUUAUAAGCCUCCAUCAUCCACACCUGUUGCAAACCUCUCAGGUUAUACACCCAUCUAUUAGCUAACAGCAAAAUAUUCCAGUUUUUCCCGCUAGAUGCUAGACUUCCCAAAUGCAGGUUUUCUAUAAACAUGGUCUGAUGUCCUCAGAGAGCAUUGUACUUCAAUUAAGAAAUGGCAAUGGAAUAAGUUCAAAGACCAAAAUAACAGUUUUCAUCAUGACUUUUUUUGCAUUGUAUCACUAAUCAGAGCCUUGUGGUGCUUCCUGCCAGACCCCC